ACUGGAUCCACCCAAGCCACCUUGCACAUCAUCGAAAGUGCAUUUCACAGUUCAUGACGUCACGAAUCCCACCUUUCCUCUCACUCGCUCUGUCCUUCUAGUCAGGCGCAGCGAAGUUUGAUUGCGGGUCGGGGUCUGUGGGUUUCGCCACGGGCGCACAGUUGCGGUGACUCGCAUCCACUCAGUCGAGGGGAGAUUUCUUACUUUAAUGUUUUGUAAUCAAUAUACGUAAGGGAAGACCGGUUUUUAACGAAGGGGGAAGUUGUUCAGGAGUGGAUUUUAGCCAGUGCGUAAAACCACUGCUCUCUCUCUCCGUGUGUGUUUGAGGAAUAACCAGCAACAUGUCGAGGGAUCCAGAGGACGUGAAUAAGCUUACAGAAAGUACUUACAAGAAUGUUGUGGAAAACUUCAACCCUGCACUGAGGAACCUGAUCAACUUGGGGAAAAGCUAUGAGAAGUCUGUGACAGCAAUGAGUCUGGCCGGGAAGGCGUACUUCGAUGCGGUGGCCAAGAUCGGAGAAAACGCAGCCGUCUCGCCAGUCUCCAGAGAGCUGGGAGUGGUCCUGAUGGAGAUUUCCGAAGCGCAGAGGAAGGUGCAGGUGGAGAUGGAGGAAACGUUCAAGAAGUUCCACAGAGACAUCAUUGCGGAGCUGGAGAAGAAGACUGACCUGGAUGUGAAGUACAUGACGGCCACAUUCAAGAGAUACCAGUCGGAGCACAAGCUGAAGCAGGACUCCCUGGAUCGCUCCCAGUCCGACCUGAAGAAGCUGCGCAGGAAGAGCCAGGGCAAGCAUUCCUCCAAAUACGAGGUCAAAGAAAAUGAGGCUGUCCAAGUCAUCACCACCCGCCAGACGGACAUGCAGAAGUUCAUCGCCGACGGCUGCCAAGAGGCCCUGCUGGAGGAGAAGAGGAGGUUCUGCUUCCUGGUGGACAAGCACUGCACCUUCACCACCCACCUCUCCACCUUCCACGACAAGGCCAGGGAGAUGCUGCAGGAGAAGCUGGUGACCUGGCAGGACAAGUGCAGCGACGCCACCAAGGUGCCGGACACCGUCAUGACCAUGAUCGAGGGCCUGCGCACCCCCAUCUCCAUGACCCCCGACGCCUCGCCACUCAUGGAGCGCCUGGCCAGGACACAGAGUAACUCGGACACGGUGGGUCCCCCGCCUGCCCCGACCCUGAAGGCCCAGAUCAGUCCGCUGGCCAACAUGUUCAACCAGGAGAUCCCCAAGAGUCCUGUCUCCGCUGAUUACAACACAGAGUCGGCAGACCAGGACAGCCUCGGUAGCAGCAGCCUGUCGCGUUCCACCUCCAUGUCGAGCGACGUGAACAGCAUGGCGCGGAAGCCACGCGUGCUCACCAUCUUCCCCCACACGGCCGGCAACAACGACACGCUGCUCAGCUUCGACGACGGCGACCUCAUCACCCUGCUCAUCCAGGAGGAGAAGGACGGCUGGCUGUACGGCGAGCUGGAGAAGACCGGACAGCGUGGCUGGUUCCCCUCCUCCUACUGCCGACCCUAUGCAGAGCCACUGCUGACUAACAGGAUGGACUCGUAUAGCGGAGGAGCCGACCUCCUGGUCGAGGAGGAAGGAGAGGAGGGCCCCGUGCUCCUGCCUCCCCCCGACUACAGUGACCCCUCGCAUGGGAGCCCCGUCAAGACCUCCACCCCCUCUCCGGACAGCAUGGUUGUACCCAAUGGAAUUUCGAAACCACCAUUCUUGAGUGGAGGGAACCCUUUCGCUACUGUCAAACUACGGCCUACAGUAACCAAUGACAGAUCGGCACCUGUGGUCUAGAGCCGUCCCUCUGAGCAUUCGACGUGUCCCACGCGGUCCUGCCUUUCCUCCCCUCCUCUCCCCCCUCCCUUGCCUGGGCCAGGGGGGCAGGGUUGGGUCGGACCGGGCCAAUAGGGGACAUGGAGGUGGCCCCCUACAUCCCCAACCCACCACCCCCCCCACCCCCUUCCCCCCUCCAACUGAUCGCCUAAACGCAACAGUCCCGCUCUUUUAUCCACUCUGUUGCAUUCUGGUUUUUACAUGUUGCUUUUUUAAACAACGGACAUCAGGGAAAUUGGGAUUGGAAAGGGGGAGGGGGUUGGAAAUGGAUGGAUGGAUGGAUGGAUGAAUGGCUGGCUGCAUAGAUGGAUGGAUGGAUGGAUGGAUGGAUGGAUGGAUGGAUGGAUGGAUGGAUGGAUGGAUGGAUGGAGAGACUGGUGGAAGAAAGGGGUUGGAAUCUGGCAUAAGGUUCACCUGAAGUUGACCCUGCCUCCAACAUAAUAAGUUUGCAGUUGUGGAAUUUUAUGUUUUUUGGGGGGGAACAAACGUCACACAAGAUUAUUUUAACUGUGUUUUGUGCCAUCACCAUGUCCAUUAAGGGAUGGGGCUAUAUUUAUACAUAUAUUAUAUUUUAGAUAUAAUUUAAUAAUCUAUAGAACUCUAUUUUGACGCCGAAUUAGUGUGAAUAUUGUAAGAGUCCUGGCACCAGCCUUUCCUUUUAAAGACAAAGUGCGUUUUUAUUUGAAAAUAAAGAGUAUUGCUGUUGUGUUUUUAAAUUGAUGUGUUGUUGAACCUUGAAUGCCUGAGAAUACUUUAAUCGUCCAUUAUGUUCUUUCUUUUAUUUUUAUUUUAAUUUGCUGACGAAUGCUGAAUGAAUGUUUUCUGUAUGGAUAGCUACCAUUCUGGUACUGUAGUGUUUGUAUGUGUAUUUUUUCACACUUAACCCUUUUUUCCUUUCACUGGGUGUGCACUACAUUCAGGUUGUGUCCUCACAUGAAAUAUCGGUAACACUUGACUUGACGACGGUGUCAUAUGCAUGUCAUUACAAUGUCAUAAUAGUGUCAUGGCACAGUUAUGCACGUGUCAAAAACAUUAUGUCCAUGUCACAAACAUAAUAUGACACCGGCAUCAAGUAAAGUGUUACCGAAAUAUCUAUACAUAUUGGUCUGUGAGUGUUCUUGGUGAUUCCUCUUGCAAGGAUUUGCUCUGGCCAGAGAUAUGUGUAUUGUGAAGAUAGUUUGUUUGUGUCCUGGUUUAUGGGAAUAAAGCAAUAAAGGUGUUUUUUUGUGAAGUGACUUGUUGCCUACCUGUAGUUACAAGCAGUUUUGGCUGGCUUUCCUACGGCUGACUUCACGCUGUUCUCAUCCAUUCCUGAAAACUGAUGUGCAUUCUUAACCUCAGUGACUUCCUUUUACAGUAAAUACCACCCCACCACACCACCCCCCACCCCUCUAGCCAUGACGGUGCAUAUGACAAGAGUUGGAAACGCAUAUUUUGUUUGUUUUGGAAAAAUGUAUGGGGAAUGGUUUUAUUUCGUUUUGUUGGACCACUGUUGUUUUUCUCACCUGUUGCAAAUGUUGUGUUAUAUUCAUCACAUUUUAUGUUUUUUUUAUUAUUAUUAAUUAAAAAAAUGCACCCUGGAGAGCUUUUCACAAUUUUAUUCAGUUAUUUUUCAAGUAUCAUUUUGAACCUCCAUAUGCACAUCCUGGGACAGAAUGAGACUGUGUAUUUGGACAAAGAACCAUAUUUUGAAUGUACAAUGACACUUUGUUUAAAAUAAAGGUAUACUCAUGGCU
Messenger RNA from Engraulis encrasicolus (European anchovy), 3574 nucleotides. It is a transcript of the gene baiap2l1a, whose product is annotated as BAR/IMD domain containing adaptor protein 2 like 1a. Gene Ontology annotation, cellular component: nucleoplasm; cytosol. Gene Ontology annotation, biological process: positive regulation of actin filament polymerization; actin filament bundle assembly; actin crosslink formation. The transcript is spliced from 14 exons. The record is from RefSeq and is a predicted model, not a curated record. Lineage: Eukaryota; Metazoa; Chordata; Actinopteri; Clupeiformes; Engraulidae. The coding region runs from base 342 to 1799 and encodes 485 amino acids. Gene Ontology annotation, molecular function: protein binding.